AUGAUCCUACAGUUAGCCCAGCUCAGUAGUCAUCAGGAGCUGGAGCCCCACCGCCGCGUGUCAUUGAACACGCAGCUGACGGUGGUGCAACGUUCGCUCAAGGAUGGCGCGGAAGCUGCGGUGCUGGUAGCGGAUGUGCAGCGCCUGUCGCGGACUGCUACCACGGUAGGCGAUGCUCCUCCACCUCAGGUCGGCAUUGUGGCGGGCGACUUUCUGCAAGCGGCGGCAGCACGGCUUUCACAAAACCAACCGAACCAACCGAACCAAGGAAUCGCUACACUGUAUGUUAUUCGGUCGGACAGACGUCAAGUGAUCACCAUCCGCCGAAUGGGUCCCCUUCUAAAUGGCCCAGGCGGUCGGAACCUCUUCCUAUGA
Molecule: messenger RNA, 375 nt
Organism: Phytophthora infestans T30-4
Lineage: Eukaryota; Oomycota; Peronosporomycetes; Peronosporales; Peronosporaceae
Exons: 3
Coding region: 1-375 (124 amino acids)
Source: RefSeq, a predicted model, not a curated record